Molecule: messenger RNA, 534 nt
Organism: Candidozyma haemuli
Lineage: Eukaryota; Fungi; Ascomycota; Pichiomycetes; Serinales; Metschnikowiaceae
Exons: 1
Coding region: 1-534 (177 amino acids)
Source: RefSeq, a predicted model, not a curated record
AUGGUUGAGGGUUUAACCAACCAAAGAGGAGAGCUUAAGCACAAUGUGUCUUUGGUAAUUGUUUCAAUUUCUACCAUUUUGAUUUUCAUUGGUGCAGUUUUGAGAAGCAUAACUGUCUUUCAGAACAAUACCAACUACAACAGUAGCUGGGUUUGCGACUAUCGGUUGUUGGUUGUCGUGUAUGGUGGAUUCGAAACGCUCAUAAAUCUUUUAUACCUCAUUGGCAGAGUGGAUCUUAGAUUCUACCGCCCAGAUAGACUUCCUGCAAAGGUGAGAGCAAUCAUAACUGCGGAACAGAGCUUCUUCAAUACUCCCAACAUUUCAGACUCUGAAGAAGAGGACGAAUUAUCAGAUGAUUCUGGUGAUCUUUCAAAUAGUAGUUUGGAAUCCGAAAGAAAAUCAUAUGAUAUCAAUGAGACUGCAGUUCCUUCAGACUCAGAGAAACACCGUUCUACGAAGCUGGAUACCAUGGAGGAAGGGUUUGAGUUUUUUAAGUCGGACACAUCAAGUACAGCAUCCGAAUUCCACUUUUGA